Pogonomyrmex barbatus (red harvester ant) is the source of this 2224-nucleotide messenger RNA. RefSeq names its product homeobox domain-containing protein reversed polarity (gene repo). Gene Ontology annotation, molecular function: RNA polymerase II transcription regulatory region sequence-specific DNA binding; DNA-binding transcription factor activity, RNA polymerase II-specific. NCBI's taxonomy places the organism in Eukaryota, Metazoa, Arthropoda, Insecta, Hymenoptera, Formicidae. Gene Ontology annotation, biological process: regulation of transcription by RNA polymerase II. The record is from RefSeq and is a predicted model, not a curated record.
AGAUGGAUGGCACACCCUCAUGGGAUGAUCCGAUCUUCUCGGAUUUUGGAGCACGCGGCGGGACCACUGGAGCUCACAGCAUCCAAGUGAUGUUGAGUCUGCAUGGAGGUGGAGGCCAUCACGGGAGCGGUGAUUUGAUGCCGACUGGUAGCGGUCAGCUUCACAAGCUGGAUUCGUCCAACAGUCCAUCACCGCAUCAUCAGGCUGCGUCGCAGCAUCAGCAUCAUCUACAACAGCAACAACAGCAACAACAAAAGGAACUCAAGGAACUUGAGUUGUCUAGUAUGUAUGCACCUCUGCCGUCGCAGACCCAAGACGUCACCACUUCGACAUCUACCAGCGUUACACCGACCUCGACAAGUCUUCAGCAGGGUUUGCAACUCGGCAACGCACUCAAGAGAAAGCCGGACGAUCCGAUUAAUGCUCUCGCUCCAGUCAGCAACGAAGUGCAGUCAGCCAAGAAGGACUCGAAGAAGAAGACUGAUAACAAUAAUAUCAAGAAGAAGAAGACAAGAACAACUUUUACGGCUUAUCAGUUAGAAGAAUUAGAACGAGCUUUCGAGCGAGCGCCUUAUCCGGAUGUCUUCGCACGCGACGAACUCGCAUUGAAGCUCGCCCUGUCAGAGACUCGCGUGCAAGUGUGGUUCCAGAAUCGUCGUGCCAAAUGGCGGAAGAAAGAACCACCGCGCAAGACCGCUGGUUAUAUGGCCGCAGGUUCUGCCAGCCCCGGUCUGUCAGGCUCCUUCACGUCGCUCAACAACACUUUAAACCCGUUCGCGUCGCCGACGACGGCGACGGCACCGCCGGAUGCCUGGGCGUACUCGCCGGCGGCAUACGACCUGGCCCCUCAUCUGAAUCUGCUGAGCCCAUCCAAUUCGCCGUACUCAACCGCAGCGGCGGCGGCCGCGGGUUUCGGCAAUAACGGUAGCGUCUCAUAUUCCUCGUACGCGAGCAUGCUGCCGACGCAGCACGACGCCACGUUGUUUACCACGCCGGCCACCGCCGGCAACACCAUGCGAAUGCACCAAGACUACAUGAACCCCGGCGGUGGUAGCAGCCCGCCGCAACCUGGCGGGCCGCUCACCCGCGCCGAUUAUCAGACCAUGGUGACGACGCACUCGCCACCCACCCACCUGGGUAACUCCAUGUCCGAGGACGAGCACGGUGGUUGCCUCACGGACAAGUACGCGCACGAGCAGACGGCCACGGCCGAUUACGGCCAGCAGCAGCCACCGCCGCCGCCGCCGUCGUCGAACGAUCAGAAGCAGGACUACGGCAUGCACUCGCCGCAGGCACGCCAGGCCAUGAAGGACCAGGUCAUGGUCAAGAGCGAGCCCAGCAGCCAGCCAAGCUACGUGCAGCUGCCUCCUUUUUUGAACUGACUCGCGGCCUCCUCCACUCUAGAUCUCUUCUAGGCGACUUUUGCGAUUUGUCCGCCUCCCGUGACGAGCGCGAGGAGUAUUAGGUCCUGGAUUUAGGUCGCGUAGUUUCAACUAGACUUCGCAUCCGGUGCUAUUUAAGCUGUAGCUCUCGACGGCGAGCAAGCGUUGUUCGAUCAUUAAAUUGAAGGUUGACAUUGAAGUAGGGGGUUUAGGGAGAGGAGCUAUUUAUAAAUCGUGAAUGUCGAUGAGAUCCCGAUAUGGAUUUGAGUGAUAGUAAAUCUUAGGAUCUCGAGCUCGAAUAUUUGCAUUGUGACAGUCGCAACAUUUCUUGUACUUGUUGCUUGAGUGAUCAGUAGGUAAUGCGAUCAUACAAGGGUGACUUUGAUCAAAUUCUGAUCAACCUUCCAGUAAGCAAACUGUUCGCGGUAUGGCUAUUAAUAGAUUGAUAACGGAUUUACUAAGAAUAUUCAAUAUUAUUUACAUCAAGUUCGUAUUUUUUGGCAGAAUUAAUAAGUCUUGACAAUAAAUCGAGGAUAAAAAAAAUAUCAGACGCAAAUCCCAUUCUAUUUUUCUAUUAUCGAACAUAUGCCAAUUUCUACUUUUAUCAUCCAUCUACCAUAUUUUAUUAACAUACUUUGCUUUAUUUUUGCCAAUUAUAUUUGCCAAUAAUAUUCUAUAAAUAUCACUGUAUCAAAUUUUAUAUAAAGUCUGUAAUCUUUCUACCCUUAAAAAUUUGUAGCAGGCAUUUUUUGUAAAAUCUAUUCUGAGCGUAUGUAACAAAUUACUUGGCAACUAAUUUAAUAAGUAAUAUUGUAAUAUUUUUUUAACAUGAACGAAAUUAU